Messenger RNA from Periconia digitata, 690 nucleotides. NCBI's taxonomy places the organism in Eukaryota, Fungi, Ascomycota, Dothideomycetes, Pleosporales, Periconiaceae. The record is from the annotation of a GenBank genome assembly.
AUGCAUGCAUACAUACAGUACAGUACCGUGCCAGCAUCCAGACGCAACAGUGAGAUAGCUAGACCGCCGCCCCAACAAAACAAACAAACAAACAGCAAACGCGGGCUGCUGCCUGCCGCCGUCAUCCCCAACCUUGAUCCCCCCCCCAAUGAUCGACCCGCGUUAUUCAGCAAAAGACUCGAGUGAUUAUUUUUACCGUAUCUGAUCCGCUGACUCAGUCCUCCUCCUGCCGUCCGAGGGCUGUGUUGUGUUGCGCGCGCCUCGUUCCCGUGGGCAGCGGUAGCAUCCAAGAAGGCUCGAUUUUUUUUUGGUUUGGCAUUUCACGUGAGCAGGACGGAUAUCAGUCCACAGCAGCCAUCCAGCCAGCCAGCCAGCAGCAGCAGCACACCGCGCAGGCUGCUUCCCGGGUAGGGGAACCCUUCCUUCACGAUUCUACGCCACACCAGGUUCGAGACGUUUUUCCACGUCUCUGCAAUGGAUCCCGCCACCCACACGCACUGCAUCCUGCUAAUAGACCUGCCCCCUGCCGCCCUUGCCGGCAUCGAUCUCCUCUCCUUCACCACCACCCCGCGCUUCCGCGGCGUCAAGAACCUGCCCCCAGGCCUUCACUUUGUCUUUGCCGCUAGCGACUCUUCCCUGGCCGUGCGCCAUGGCGCUUGGUUCUACGUCUCCCCCGGAUCCGGCCCGCCC